CUUAUAAAAAGCGAUGAACCGCGCGCGCCGGACUGUUAAUAUUGUCGCGACUCCCGACAUGAUUUGUUCUAAACAGAUAGUAAGAUUGCUGCUAUGCGGGCUCUGCAUGGUAAUAGCUUUGUCAAAUGCGGCGCCUGACAGCGGUGGUCAUGUGCCUCUUCCUGGUCCUGGACUGUCUUAUGGUGGAAUUCCUUACGGUAGUGUGAGCGGAAACGUAGCAGAAUAUUUCAAAAGGCAGGCGCCAUCUGGCGGCGCGUCCGCAGGUCUGGCGUACGCAGCUGACCACGCUGAUCAAUGGCUUUAAAAGAUGGCGCUAGUACACUUAGUUAAUUGUAAAUUAAUUUAAUUUAUGAAUAAUAUAAAUAAAUAAGUAGUAAAUAAAUUAAAACGUAAUAAACAA
Molecule: messenger RNA, 400 nt
Organism: Manduca sexta (tobacco hornworm)
Lineage: Eukaryota; Metazoa; Arthropoda; Insecta; Lepidoptera; Sphingidae
Exons: 3
Coding region: 14-304 (96 amino acids)
Source: RefSeq, a predicted model, not a curated record